AUGAGGGUAAACUUUUUCAUCUUUAUUUUCAUAACUUUGCUCACUUACAAUCCCAUAUUUUCAUAUAGAAGAUUAACGGACUUAAAUAGCUUGAAAAGCAUACCGCAAAGUUUAAAGCCAAUAAAACCAACAAGAUUUCAACAAAGGAGAGCACACAUUGAAGUCACCACAGCUGAAAAAAUGAAAGUUGAUAUAGGUGAUUGGCUUAUUAAUAUAACAUACAAAAUACCAAGUAAUAAUACAGAAAAAAUCAAAAGUAUCGAUAUAUACUCAAUGACCUUCCCCAAUACGGAGUUGGAAGAAUUUAAAGAGUAUCUGUUAGAAGAUUAA
Molecule: messenger RNA, 330 nt
Organism: Plasmodium malariae
Lineage: Eukaryota; Apicomplexa; Aconoidasida; Haemosporida; Plasmodiidae
Product: conserved Plasmodium protein, unknown function
Exons: 3
Coding region: 1-330 (109 amino acids)
Source: RefSeq, a predicted model, not a curated record